Lactuca sativa (garden lettuce) is the source of this 918-nucleotide messenger RNA. The record is from RefSeq and is a predicted model, not a curated record. Lineage: Eukaryota; Viridiplantae; Streptophyta; Magnoliopsida; Asterales; Asteraceae.
AUGGAGCUGAGUCAAGGAGACUGCGGUGGCGAGGAAGCAGUUCAAGCAGCAAGGUUAUAUCUAGGAGACACGUAUAGUUGGUCUACUACUGGAGUUCAGCAAGGAAUCCCAUUGGGACCACUUCUCAUUGCCCUUGUGUUGCAACCGCUCUUGCAUAAUAUUAGAGACAUUUGCAAGCUUCUUCUCCAUGCAUGGUACCUUGAUGAUGACACACUUAUUGGAUAUUCUGAGGAGGUAGCCAAAGCGUUAGACAUCAUUAAGGUUAUUGGCCCAAAAUUGAGCCUUCAGUUGAAUAUCAAGAAAACGAAGCUCUUUUGGCCCUCGUAUGAUGGUAGGAAGCUACGUAAGGGGCUAUUCCCGGUUGGCAUCGAGAGGCUGCCAUUGGGGGUGAAACUUCUCGCUGGAGCUGUUAGUAGAGAUGCUAGUUUCAUUAGCAGUUUAGCCAUAAAGAGAACAAAAAAUGUUGUGAAUUUGAUGCGCCUUCUUCCACAGUUCUUUGAUAUGCAAAGUGAGCUCCUUCUACUUCGGUCUUGUAUGGGUAUUGCUAAAAUUUUCUUUGGGCUGAGGACGUACCAACCCGUUCACAUGGAGGAGGCGGCGUUGCUCUUCGAUAAUGGGUUGCACAGGGAGAUUGAGGAUAUUGUGGUUUGUGGUGGCCCUUUCUUUGGUGACAUACAGUGGCGACUUGCUUCCCUACCCAUUCGGUUUAGUGGUUUGGGUUUAUACUCGACAGUAGAGGCUACCUCAUAUGCUUUUGUUGCCUCAAGGGCCCAAUCUUGGGUAGUGCAAGACCACAUCUUACGGGAUAGCGACAUUUAUGGUAUGUAUUUUGAUUAUGCGUGCGCCUUAGCUUCUCUUCGUAAACAGCUUCCGGACAUUAACCUUAGCAGUUUUUCUACUAAGGACACCGCCCCCUAA